This is a messenger RNA of Hevea brasiliensis (rubber tree), 2431 nucleotides long. RefSeq names its product LEAF RUST 10 DISEASE-RESISTANCE LOCUS RECEPTOR-LIKE PROTEIN KINASE-like 2.1. Gene Ontology annotation, biological process: protein phosphorylation. The coding region runs from base 60 to 2066 and encodes 668 amino acids. NCBI's taxonomy places the organism in Eukaryota, Viridiplantae, Streptophyta, Magnoliopsida, Malpighiales, Euphorbiaceae. Gene Ontology annotation, molecular function: polysaccharide binding; protein kinase activity; ATP binding. The transcript is spliced from 3 exons. The record is from RefSeq and is a predicted model, not a curated record.
AAAAUAUACAUCCCUAAUUUUUAGUGAAUCAUUUAUACUUCUUCUCUCUCUCUCUUUCAAUGCAGCCCAAUCUCCUCCAGGCCAUGGCUGUGUUCUUCAUAUUCAUAUUCAUGACCAUAAUCUUAAAUAUUCGUAAUCCGACCCGUGUGUUUGCCCAAGCUGAUGAGCAAAGCAGAAACUGCAGCUCCUCAUUUCAGUGCGGAAACCUUUCGGGUGUUGCCUAUCCUUUCUGGGGAUCCAAUCAGCCAAGUUACUGUGGCCACUUGGGGUUCCAGCUUAAUUGCAAAGGCCAAGCGGCAGAGAUCACAAUCAUGAAUUUAACUUACCAAGUCCUUAAGAUCAAUAGCCAGUCACAGACUCUCACAGUUGCCAGAGCAGAUUACAUAGCAAAUCUCUGUCCCAGUGUCCUUUCCAACACCACUUUGGACCCCAAUCUUUUCACUUAUGCUGCUGAUAUUCAGAAUAUAACUCUGUUCUAUGGCUGCCCCAACACCAACAUGUCAUUUCCCACAACUCCAGGGUUUUCCUCUCCGUUUUCUUGCAACUUAAGCAGCGUCAAUAGCCAAAAUUUUUAUUUGACAAGGCACGCAGAUAGCUUUCCCACCGUAAUUAGCACUUACUUGAGAACGUGCGGCAGUCGUCUUAUUGUUCCUGCAAAUCAAUCAGUUGUUCAACGCAUAGAGAGCAAUCCAAUAGAGGAGAAUUUGGUUGAAGUUCUUGAACAGGGUUUUGGGUUGCAGUGGACUGCAAAUGAUACCUUGUGUAAAUCAUGUGAAUUGUCCGGUGGGCUGUGUGGUUACAACUCCACUGCAAGUGCAUUUACUUGUUAUUGUCCUGGCCAGCGUUAUCCGUUCACCUGUGCAACAUCCUCAGCCAAAGAUGGGGGCAAAUCUAAUCGAACUUCGCUGGGAAUAGGACUUGCUAUAGCAGCCACUACUAUUGUCAUUGUUUGUAUUGGAUGCUACUAUUGUUUUAUUAGAAGACGAGGAUUUUGCAGUGACAAAGUAAAGACAUUGUUGUGGGAAAAUAGUAAAGAAGAUGAAAAGAUAGAGGCAUUUAUUAUGAACUAUCCUUCUCUCAUGCCAAAGCGAUAUUCAUACGCAGAUAUAAAGAAAAUGACCAACUCAUUCAUCCAUAAGCUAGGUGAAGGAGGAUUUGGAGGUGUAUACAAAGGAAAAUUACCAGAUGGUCGCUUUGUGGCCAUAAAAGUUCUAAGCAAGUCUACAGGUGAGGGGGAAGAAUUCAUUAAUGAAGUUGGAAGCAUUAGUAGAACUUCCCAUGUAAAUAUAGUUACUCUUUUAGGGUUUUGCUAUGAGAGGACUAGAAGAGCUUUGAUCUAUAAAUACAUGCCCAAUGGAUCUUUAGAUAAGUUCAUAAAUGAUCCAGGAUCUCAGCAUGAUAACUGUGAUUUAGGGUGGAAAAUGUUAUAUGACAUUGCAAUUGGCACUGCUAGAGGUUUAGAGUAUUUGCAUAGAGGUUGUAAUACAAGGAUUGUGCAUUUUGACAUAAAACCUCAUAACAUUCUUCUAGAUGAAAAUUUUUGUCCUAAAAUCUCUGAUUUUGGUCUUGCAAAAUUAUGCAAGGGAAAGGAAAGUAUGGUGUCGAUGUUGGGUGCGAGAGGGACAGCUGGGUAUAUAGCUCCAGAAGUAUUCAUGAGAAGCUAUGGAGGGGUUUCGUAUAAGUCUGAUGUGUAUAGUUAUGGAAUGAUGAUUAUUGAAAUCUUUGGAGGAAAAAACAACACUGAAGCAGGAGUUUCUGACACCAGCGAUAUAUACUUCCCAAAUUGGAUAUAUAAACACAUUGAAUCAGGAGAGAUUUCUAGACUUCAUAGAAACAUAACAACAGAAGAAGAAGAAACGAUAAGAAGGAUGAUCAUAGUGGGCUUGUGGUGCAUUCAGACAAAUCCAUCAGAUAGACCUUCAAUGACAAAGGUAUUAGAGAUGUUGGAAGUUAAUGUUCAAUCCCUGCAAAUUCCACCGAAGCCUCUCCUGUUUGUUUCAAGCACACCACUGCAGUACUCUUCCGUUGCAUCAUCAGCACCAGAAAAUAUGAUCACAGAAGAAUGAAAGGAAAAGUUAUGUCAUUAGCUGAAACCUAAACGUUGGAGGCAUCAUCAGUUUAGAAGUGUAACGGGUAAUAUAAAAACCUGUCAUAUUUUCAGCAAAUUCAAAAUCUCAACAUCAAGACUCAAGAGGAAAGAUUUUGUUGGUGGCCAAAAUAGCUCAUGUAAUAACUAUAGUUGUUAUGUUCGAAUAAGGUAGCAUGGUAGACAUACCUGACUAGCCCUCACCCUUAUGGAGGUGAAUUCUAAAGCUAAAGAAGUAUUUGAAGCAUAGGCUCUGUUAUUUCUCUGUAUAUUAAAGUUGCUGGAGUGAUGUGAAAAUUUUGAUGAUCGUAAUUUAACUCAGUUACAGGGAGAGGAGAUUAUUUA